GUCGUUGACGUCAGUUUUAGGUGUAUUUGCUCUCUUAAGAUGUAAUCAACACCCAACUUGAUAAUCUCUCCAGGUCUCUAGUCUUAAUCAAACCCACCAUAUUCUCUCCUCCUCCCUUUCUACAGCCCUGUCCUAAAAUGGAGCAAAGGACUCUAGAGAUCAAACUUAUCUCUGCUAAGGACUUAAAAGAUGUCAAUCUCUUCUCUAAAAUGGAUGUCUAUGCUGUACUUUCAAUCUCAGGCGAUUCACAGCAACCAAAGCAGAAGACUAAGACGCCCGUAGACCAUGAUGGUGGUAUCAAUCCCACAUGGAACUUUCCUGCCAAGUUUAUAAUCAUUGAGACUCCAGCGCAGCAGAACCGUUUGAAUCUUGAUAUCAAGUUGCGCUGUGAGCGUGCCUUAGGUGACAAGGAUGUCGGUGAAGUCCACGUUCCUAUCAAAGAGUUACUGGAUUCAAUAAAUGGGGAUGGGAAUUCUAUGCAGUUUGUUAAUUAUCAGGUCAGGAAACCAUCAGGAAAAUCGAAAGUUGGUCCUAGUGCAGCUGUAGCAGCACCUUAUGGGGGACCUGGUGGCCCAUAUCCACCACCCCCAAUGGCUGCAGGUUAUGCUUAUCCACCUCCACCAUCAUAUGCUGGAUACCCUCCACCUCCUCCUCCAGGUUAUGGCUAUCCACCACCGCCACCAGGUUAUGGAUACCCACCAGCACAACCAGGAUAUGGGUACCCACCGCCAGUACAGCAACAACAACCAAAGAAGAGCAAGUUUGGGUUGGGAUUGGGAGCUGGAUUGCUAGGAGGAGCAAUCGGUGGGCUUUUGAUUGGAGAUAUGGUGUCUGAUGCUGCAGGUUUUGAUGAUGCCGGUGGAUUUGAUUUUUGAUUUCUUUUUAUUUUCUUAGGUGUAUCUGUACUUAUCUUUACUGAAAGCUAAUUUCUGGUUUAUAAUAAUGUUUGAGUCUUGACUUUUCAGAA
Molecule: messenger RNA, 967 nt
Organism: Ricinus communis (castor bean)
Lineage: Eukaryota; Viridiplantae; Streptophyta; Magnoliopsida; Malpighiales; Euphorbiaceae
Product: protein SRC2
Exons: 2
Coding region: 138-875 (245 amino acids)
Biological process (GO): defense response
Source: RefSeq, a predicted model, not a curated record